AUGAAUCUUUCCCAAGAGACUUCAGCAUCAUCCGAUGCCGACGCCACCAACUCUCGCUUUUAUGAGAACCUAAUCACUCGGUUGGGUCGAUCCUUGAAGCAUCACCCAAAUUUUGAUGAAGAAGAGGAGGAAGACGAUGAUGAGCCAUGGUGCCAUUGCAAGCAGGGAUCUCUUGGGAGUGAAGGCAUCCGUUGUGAUGUUCCAAACUGUCGCGUUCGAUGGUAUCAUAAGGCAUGUCUACCCUACAAAGACCUUCAACUCGCGGAAGACUUCGAUCUAUGGAUCUGUCCGAACUGUCUCGUGCAUCAACUCCUCGAUCUUAUCAGAGAACAGAAUCCCACCGGCGCAUUUCCACAGCUCGAAGCUGGCAUGGACGAAGCUAUGACACAACAGAUCAACAUGGCGCUCAUCGAUGUACGAUUACAAGAGCGUGGGCAAUGGAUUUUCAAGAAUCCGGUCAAGAGUGCUGCGCGUCGCCGCCAACGAGAGAUGGAGCAGUCGGCGCGUCUCAGACCCGACACACCUAUCUCAAUUGCAAGUACAGGCAAUUUGCACCCUGAAAGCGUCACUUCUAGAGCAUCAAGUCGGAGCGACACCCCCAAGCCAGGCACAUUAGGUGCAAACGCGUCAUUCACCGAAAAGCUAUCCAUGUCAGUUGACAAUGCCCGCAGUUUGCAAGAGACGGCACGUAUCUGGACUUCUCAAUCCACCCAGGUCGUAGAGAUGUAUGAGAGCACGUUGAUGGUUGAAUACAAGCAUGGUUGUAAGAUCCCAAAACUACAUAAUGAAAUCAACAACAGUCGCCGCAUCCUUCUCAAAUGCAACCACGCCAAUGGUCAAACCAACACUAUCGAAGUUUCGCUUGAUCUUCUCCUCAACUUCUGCCUCAAUCUGCACUUUGUGUUUCGGCAACUUCUUGAUCAACCAUCUUCGCAGGGCUUACUCGGGACCGUCCGCCUGAAGCACAUUGGCAUAAAAGUUCUGAAGAGAGCGCUCAAGUUUCUCCAGGGUGGCCCUCUUGCAAUCCCUCUCCCCGAUAACGACACCCCACUCACCAAGAAACAAAAGUCGACUUUGGUCCAAUACACCCACUUGGCGCACAUGCUUAGCAUCCAACCCCUCCAGAAUGCAGCCAUGCACGCUCUGUGCACGUCCAUCCUACGGCGCCCUCAGGACUGGUCGGACCAAGUGGAACUCGGGGCCUUGCUCCAGAAGAUGACGUUCAAGACCAACCCUGCUCGUCGAGUAUUGAUUGAUGGACCCGACUGCCUGCUGUCGGAUAAAAACAGCCAAGACCUACCUUGUGGUGUGGAACAACGAGACAUUAUCUGCAUGAACCGCGGAAUCAAGGCGUUAUGGAGAACAGGGGGUCGGAUGUCCUUCGAGUAUGCUAGAAAUCUACACGUCAUGGAAGAAAACCGUGUCAGCAGUACCCAUCGCGCGAACGAACAAGUCAGCCACAGCCAGGAAGAUAUCGACAUGGAAAUGGAAGUGGAUGAUGACAACGGUGGUUGUUUUGUGGGAAAGCAUCUCGACCACGAUAAUACUGCUGUGUCAGACGAUGAAAACGACGACAAUUUUCAGGAGACUGAUUCUGACGACAAUGCCCAAGACGGAAGUGUAUCGGAAGACGAGUAUAUCGAUCUUUGA
Molecule: messenger RNA, 1650 nt
Organism: Exophiala bonariae
Lineage: Eukaryota; Fungi; Ascomycota; Eurotiomycetes; Chaetothyriales; Herpotrichiellaceae
Exons: 2
Coding region: 1-1650 (549 amino acids)
Source: RefSeq, a predicted model, not a curated record